This is a messenger RNA of Sitophilus oryzae (rice weevil), 4732 nucleotides long. RefSeq names its product fanconi-associated nuclease 1 homolog. The record is from RefSeq and is a predicted model, not a curated record. Gene Ontology annotation, cellular component: nucleus. The transcript has 8 exons. Gene Ontology annotation, biological process: interstrand cross-link repair. Gene Ontology annotation, molecular function: 5'-3' exonuclease activity; 5'-flap endonuclease activity; flap-structured DNA binding. NCBI's taxonomy places the organism in Eukaryota, Metazoa, Arthropoda, Insecta, Coleoptera, Curculionidae. The coding region runs from base 407 to 3184 and encodes 925 amino acids.
AUUAUUGUGAGUAGAUAGAUUUCCAACUUUCCCCAUACCUUUUUCUGAAUAGUUCUUUUGUAUCCAAUUCGUUUUUUUUUGCUGUCUGGUUGUCUUGUUUCUUGUUUCUAGGUUCAUGAGUGUGGUUACUGUGGUUAUGGUGUGGUUUAUGUUUAUUAUAUUAUAUAUUUAUAUUAUAGUGUGGUUGAUCUAUGGUUAAUAUCGCAAAAAGAAUUUGAAGUUACAAUGUUAUUGUUAUACUAGUGAUUUUAUUUUUCAGUCUUUCGUGAGAUUAAUUGAAACUGUUGAAAUUUUGUCUCGAAAUUUCCUGGCUUUAUAUUUUCUAUGACAAUUUUUUGUCAUCAUUGGCUGUACCGGUAUCAUCUGUAUCUGUGAUCGUAUAAUUUACAUUGAUAUAUCUUGAACGAUGUAUAGGAGAAGAAAUAAAAAAUUCAAUAUAUUACAAGGAAAUGAAGAGCAGUCGUUAGAAUUUAGUCGGAAUGGCAUUCGUUUACGCCAAACUAACAUUACAGAAUUAUUAAAAAUUUCAAAGAAAACCAAUAAGUCUGUUGUAGUUCCAAAUACAGCAUUUACAAUGGAAUUGGAUGUGAAGUCACUGGGAAAUAUUUCUGAAACUGACCAUACAGAAACGUCAUCUCAAUCGGAAGACACGAUUAUAUAUGGAGAAAACGAAUCUGUUAACAACAAUAGCACAAGUCUAGAAACUACAAGUCCAAGUAGUACAAUUGUCAUUCACGAACAUGUAAUUUUUAACGACCCUACUGAUGUUUUAUCUGUCGAAAUUUGUGACGACUCUGAUAUCCCUUUGAGUAACACAGGAAGUGAUGAAUUAAGCAGGAAGAAAUAUGCUAGAUCGUUAACGUCAAAAAGAAAACUUAUAUUUGAUGAUACGGAAGAGCCGAGUUCAGUGUCCCCAAAGAAAAGGAUGGAGUUAACAAAUAAUAGCACUAUGGAAAUGGAUGUUUCUGCUCCAGUUGACGUUAAUACUGCCGAAAAUAUCCCAACAAAUACAAAACAAGAUGAUCAAGUACCAUCAUGUUCAAAAUCACAAAGUACCAAAAAUAAUACCACUGCAGGUCAGAAAGGAUUAUUAACACCGAGGAAAAUUAAUAGCACAGAUUCGACGAAUAAAUCUAACAGGAUAUCUCCGCAGAAAAGUCCAACUAGUCCAAAAUGUUUAAAAAAAUUAAAUCCUAAAGAGGGAAAGCAAUUACAGAUUAAGCAAUUGGAUGAAUUAAUCAAACUAUUCAAGGGAGUUUCAAAAAACUGCUUCAAGAGAAAACUUUUAAAUGAGGCCGAAUACAAAAUUUUAAAGAGAUUUAUUUCUUUAGAGGAUAAUAGAAAAUAUGUUGUUAUGAAGCUUUUUGUUUGGAAAAAAAUGUGGUACAAUAUAUUUUCGUUUAGUAAAAAAGCUAAUCUUAUUGUGAACGAUGACAAAGACAUAAUCGAUAUUUUUGAGAACUUAAAACAGGAGGAAUUUGUUGAUACUAUGUACAAUAAAGUGGAAAAUUUAUUAGAAUUAUUAAAUACACUUGGACAUGAUAAAAUUAAGGAAAUUAUGAUAAAACUGAAAAUAAAACCAAUUAAAUCGAAACCAGAGAAUGUUAAAUUAAUUUUGCAAGUUGCAAGUAGACAAAGAACUCUACCAGGAUCAAAAUCGUUCAAAGAAGUUAUUCUGAAUGCUAUAGAAAAUAAAAUGGGAUUUAGUUUUAAAAUUAGUGAGCAAGUUUGUGAUGCAUUUUUUAACGUUUGUUUACUUUCGACUUUCGUUAAUCCAGAGUUUCAAGAUAUCCAGAAAUACUUCCAAAGUAUAGUUUACGAUAAAAUUGUCUUUCCGAAAGUUUCUAUCGAAAAUUAUCCUGUCUUUGUGAGCAGACAGCAGUUUUUAGAUUAUGGGAAAGCAUUAAAAGUUAAGUUAUUAUUGGAUGACACAUUAAGUAAAAUAAAGGAAACUAAGUUAGGAAUUUUGAAUAUUGGAAAUCAAGCAUAUUUAGAAUUACAACAAUCAAAAUUAGAAGAAAGAGAUAAAGUUGCACCACAUUUAUAUAAAUUUCGAGCUGUACAUGUCUAUUCUAAAAUUCUUUCAUUAUGUUGUAAUCAUAUUUAUACUAAAAAAGAUGGUUUUCCAAACGAAGCCAAGAAAUGGUUGGAAUACUUAAUUCAACGUUUCCCAGAAUCACGUUAUAUAGGGUUUUGGUAUCAAAAACUUAUUUGGUUACAUAUGCGGCACUUAAAUGAGAUUUCUUAUGAAAAAGCUGCCAAGUUAUUGAUAGAGGUAUUGGAAAAUAAGGCUUACAAAUUAAACAUUUUAUCAAUUUAUGAGCUGGCAAAACUUGGAACAAAAUUAAAACAGAGUAAAAAAUAUAAAAUUGAUCAACUGUAUCAUGACAAGAUAGCCCAAUUGAUGCCUAGAACAAUUAAAGAGGAUGAAAUUCCUCAAGAGCAGAUUGACUCAACUUCAAUACGCCAUUUAGAGCAAACAGGAGUUAAGAAGAAUUAUAUCACCGUAUCGUCUGACGAGAUUACUAUUCAGACAGUUGAACAAGUUGCUUUAAAUUACUAUGCUGACAAUGGAUAUCCAGAAGGCAUCCAUUGUGAGAGUUCACUAGUGAAUGGUCUUUUAUUACUGUUUUUUUGGGAUAUUAUCUAUAAUCCAUCAAUUAACAUACCAGCCAUAUUUAUUGAGCCAAUUCAACAAGGCCCUUUGGACAUUUUUACUGAAUAUUUCUAUGACAACAGGAAAGACUUGUUUAAAGAAAGACUAAAUGAAAUAUCAUGUUGGUCUGUUGACAAAUUGAUUGAUUUUGCAAAAAAUAAUUGGAAAAAUCACUGCUAUAAAGUCUCAAUAUUUGGUCUAAUACAGAAUGCUAUAAGAAGUUUAGAUAUUAUUCCAAAAUUGAUCAAUGUUAUUGGAAGAAAACUAUUAACUAGUAUAUUUGCGAGACUAAUUGAAGAUCUAAGAAUGUACAGAAGUGGAAUGCCAGAUUUGUUAAUAUGGAAUAUUGAAAAACAACAUUGUAAAUUUGUAGAAGUUAAGAGUGAAAAUGACAGACUAGCUGUUAAUCAGUUACUCUGGUUAAAAUAUUUAAAAGAUAAUGGUGCAGACGUUGCAGUUUGUUGGGUUCAUUCUAGAGGCUCAAAACGAAAAAUUAUAAAAUCUUCACCAGUAAAAUCAAAAACUUAAAUUAUUUUUUAUAUAUUGAGUAGGAAAAUAUUUUUAUGUUUAUUAUUAUUUGUAUAUGAGUAUAGUAUGUAUUAGUAUAAGUAUGUAUAUUUUUUAAAAUUAAAUUAAGUCAUCCCAAAACUGUUAUACAGGGUGUGCGAAAAAGUUUCCAACAAAUUGAACAAAAUUUUAUUGAAGUUUUAAAAUAAAGUUUACGCAGAAUUUUUUCAGCAUAUCCAAUAACAAAAAAUAAUUUUCAUAUUUGAGAUGCGACAACUGUUAUGUAGGAAAUGAGUAGGAAAAAAAUAUUAUGUAUAACACUAUAACCUAAUGUAAAUGGGCCUGAGAAUUGAGCUAGCGUGUCAUUUUUUUUCUAACCUCAAAAAACCUAUCACGAGUCAUGAUUUUCGAAAAUCGUCUGAAGUCAAAUGGGUCAUUGAUCGCGAAUCUGACGUGGGGUUGGCAAAAUUUAAGAUGGCAGAUCCCAUAUGGUCGAUCUCAAGAACAGUGUGCUCCAUCUCGAAUUUUGCCAACCCCACACACGGUGUUUUGAAGUAUAGGGGAUAGUGGACAAAAAUGGAAAAUUCGAUUUUCACCGCCAGAAAAUGUAUUUUCUUACAUUACUAAAGGGGAGUUUACACAGUACAAGUUGCUGGAUUAGCCAGUAGACAGUAGCUGAACUUGGCGAGUGGGAGACAAAAUGAACAGCUGCUUACAUAUUUACACGAAGUAAAGUAGCUGUAUAAACUGUCAUUUUCUGGGCAGUCAUUUGGUAAGUCUUGAAAAAGAGUACAUUGUCGAAAGUACGAAAAAAUGCGAUUCGCAAAGUAAUACAAUGUGUUUCCAUAAUGUUGUGUGAAAAAUUGAUAGAAGAAAUUGAAAGUGAUCUGAAAAGAAGAAGAAUAAAACGGAUUUGGGUCAGAAAAUGGUUGCAAAAUAAUCAACAGGAGCUUCAAAUAUGAUUAUGAAAGAGCUAGAUUAUCAGGAUAAUAUAUUAUUAAUAUAUAUUAUCCAUAAAUUUUCUUGGUCUCUAUAAAGGUUAACAAAUUUUAUGUUUUGGUGGCUGCUCCAGCGUUCAGACAUUUUAAGAACUUCGCCGUAAUCGUAUCGUCAAAGUCGCGUUAACGGCAACUGAACUGUCUAGCCAGGUACUGUACUCUUCGUUAAAAUUAGGCAAAUAGGAUGCGAACUACUGGAUUAAUAUCUGGUGGGGGAAGGCAAGUGGCCAGUAAAAUCAAAAACUGUUGAAGUAACUUGCAUUCAGUAACUGCUCAUACUUGCCCAGGAACAGUAACUCGGCGGAUAUGUUUAAACGAUUACAGUAGCUCGCAUAUAGUUACUGGCCUUCUCAACUGACCCGCUAGCUCGCACCGUGUAAACUCCCCUUAAUAAAAGAUAACAAUAUUUUAUAUUUUAAUAUACCUAAUUUUUUUUUAUUAUGAUAUAAAAAUAACCUAAAAAUAUUUUUGGCAAAAAAAAAUUUAAUUAUAAUUUUUAUAAAUAUGGAAAAAAUCUCCUGCAGCUCAAAGGGUAAUUAUUUCUCAUUAUUAGUAAAUAACAAAUUAAAAA